This is a messenger RNA of Eleginops maclovinus (Patagonian blennie), 1372 nucleotides long. It is a transcript of the gene endouc, whose product is annotated as endonuclease, polyU-specific C. Gene Ontology annotation, molecular function: RNA endonuclease activity. The record is from RefSeq and is a predicted model, not a curated record. Bases 122 to 1057 code for a protein of 311 amino acids. Lineage: Eukaryota; Metazoa; Chordata; Actinopteri; Perciformes; Eleginopidae. The transcript is spliced from 8 exons.
AAUCAGUGGACACGGUGCCGCCCCCUCAGGAUGUGUUCAGCGGGUGGAGACAGGACUGAAACACAAGAGAUUGAACUGUACAGCAGCUCGAGCUGAAGGAGUGAAGACAGAAAAAAGCAUCAUGGCUUCAAGGUUCGGCGUAGUCCUUGCCCUUCUUGCUGUGUUUCUCAGUGGACUGGAUGCAUCAAGACCAGCUGUAAACCAGGAACUAUCCAAUCUUUUCAAUGAGAUGUGGACAUUGGAUGUGAAUCGCAUGACCCCUGCCACAGACUACACAAUCUCUGUUCAGGGUAGAGCUGGUUUUGUAACCCAGGGCAGCCAUGUUGUGCACGACCGAGCCGCACAGCCUCUCUUCUCCAACGUUAACGAGACCAAGCUGCAGAACAUAGUAACCUUCACCCGCCUCAUGAAACUCCUGGACAACUAUGAGCGGUCCACAGGCGUGGCUGAGCGAGUCACAACAGAGGAGCUGACUGAGAUUAAUCUCUUCCUGGAUGCCGUCUUAGAGACAGAAGUCAUGAAGCGAGCCCAUCGGUACCUGGUGAGCAAAGCCAAGUCCAACUCUAACCUGAGGAUCUUUAAAAAUCAGCUUCGCUUGAUCUGGUUCAAUCUCUACCACAGAAAGAGAAACUCAGCCCUGGAUUCCUGUGGAUUCGAGCAUGUGUUUGUUGGAGAGACAAAAUCUGAAACAGAAAUCAUUGGUUUCCACAACUGGAUCCAGUUCUACCUGCAAGAAAAAAGCUUGCACUUGGACUACAAAGGAUACAAGGCCAGGGAUCAUGACUUACCCGAUCAAGAUGACCACGUCCUGAACCUCCAGUUCAGCUGGCAUGGUCUGGUGAAGCCCGUCGGCAGUGCCUUCAUUGGGACCAGUCCUGAGUUUGAGAUGGCCAUCUUCACCAUAGUCUUCCUCAUGAACACAGAGCGGAGCACCACAGUGCUGGUCAACAUCGACCAGUGUCAGAUGGAGCUGGUGGUCAUCAGACAGGGACGUUCCCUCGGGACAGCAUACCCCAAACUGCUGAGCAGCAACAGCAGACAUGUCAGUCAGCACUGAACGAAGGGGUCUUCUGAUAUAAAGUGACACUAUUUUUUAAACUGCCAUUUUAUAAAGACUCAAUCCAAAUAUAAUGAAGUAGUUAAUUGACACUGCAUCUAUACUCUUUUGGACAUUUCUUCAUAUCAAUCCCUGCUGAUUGUAGUUACUUUACUUACAUGAGCAAGAGUCUGUGUUUUGGUUAAAACAACAUGAACCUACUUAAUACAGUGCAUAACAUUUAUCUGUAAACGCCUGUCAUUUCUAUCAACCCAUUUGUAAACUUCAUUCAUUUUUUAAAUAAAAUGUUAUAACCCAAUAAAAUGUAACAUAACA